This is a messenger RNA of Trichogramma pretiosum, 881 nucleotides long. RefSeq names its product 39S ribosomal protein L17, mitochondrial (gene mRpL17). The record is from RefSeq and is a predicted model, not a curated record. Bases 255 to 770 code for a protein of 171 amino acids. NCBI's taxonomy places the organism in Eukaryota, Metazoa, Arthropoda, Insecta, Hymenoptera, Trichogrammatidae. Gene Ontology annotation, molecular function: structural constituent of ribosome. The transcript has 3 exons. Gene Ontology annotation, cellular component: mitochondrial large ribosomal subunit; ribosome. Gene Ontology annotation, biological process: translation.
AAAAAUGAAAUCAUUAGCACGUUAUUUAGGUGAUCCGAAUCCAGAUUAGGUGUCCCGGUAUUUUCGCUAUAAUGUUUUCAUUCUUGUGUCUGGGUCAUAAUAGUGCCUUAUUAUAAGUAUUAUAACUGCGAGUGCAGAGUAUUGUGGUUAGAAUAACAUCUUAUCAUUUUUAGAUCAUUUAUUAAUUAAAUCAAUUGAAUUUAUUAAAUUAGAUAAAGUUUGCAUUUUAGUUCCAAGAUUUUAUUUAUGUAAAAAUGAAUCAAGCCAAAAUCUUGAAUCUUGUUGCAAAAUUAAAACAUACUAACAAUAUCAAACCACGAAAACUGAAAAAUUAUCGAGGCCCUGAAGGAAGAAUAGUAAUGCUACAAAAAAGUUUAACUGCAUUAUUAAAAUAUGAAAGAAUUGAAUUAAACUUUAAUCGAGCAGAUGAAACAAGAGCAUAUGUUGAAAUAUUUAUGUCGCAAAUUGCUAAACAGGGAAGCCAAAAUCAAAAGUCAAUUGAUAUGGCCAAUUUCUGGAUUUUAGAAAAUCAGAUUAUUUAUAAACUUUUCAAUGUUCUGUUACCUCGAUUCAGUAAUGAUGUAUCUUACACUAAUUUAUAUAAUCAUCCCAAUGUAUACCCUGGACUUUUACGACCAAAAGCUAUUUUAGAACUUAAAAACAAUUCGUUUCCCAAAGUAUCUUCUUCUAUAAAAAAUCAAUCAUCAGUGGAGAAUAUUUUACUGAAAGAAUCACACAAAAGACAUUUCAUCGACGUAAUAACGCAAUAGUCAUAAAAUAUAGUACUAAAUAAUUACUUAUAUUCUUGUGUGAAAUAAAUUGUUAAUUAGUUUACCAUAUAUACGUAUUGAACAAUAUAUAAUAAUUCAAUAAUUCUCAUA